UCUCGCAGCCGUUAUUAAACGAAACCCUAAGUAACCCAAUUUAAAAGGCGCGCGAGGGUAAUAAUCUGUUGGAAUUAUUAGAUCGAUAAUCAUAAUUAUCUGGUCUAAUAAACCCAUAUACAAUCAAUUUUUAGUCUAAAUUUUUUUUAAUUUUUUUGUGUUAUUUAAAAAGAAAAAAAGAUUAAAAAUAGAAUUGGAAUCAAAUAGAUUUGGUGAAAGAGGAUGUCUCGGUGUUUUCCUUACCCAAGGAACGGAGCUUCAUCUUCCGCUUCUUAUGAGGCCUUGAUCGAAUCGAUUAAGCUCCAGAAGGAAACCGAAAGGGCCCUCAAGGCAGAAAGGAAGAAAGAGAAGAGGGAGAGGAAAGAAAAUAAGGAAAGGAGGCACAAACACAAGGAGAAACAUUUAGAGAAGGGGAAGUCUGUAUUGAACCAAAAUGAGCUUCUGCAGGACUCUUACAAAACGGUUGACCUUAAAGAGGCCCUUGAGAAGAAAUUGAGGACUGAAACUGAACAAUUGGAGAAGAGUGAUUUAAGUGAAGAACAUGGUCCAUCUAUCAAUCAGCAGAAACCGAGCUACUCUUCUGAUAGCACACAAAAUAGUAACAAAAGGAAAAGGGACGAUUCUACUUUACCUGACGCAUCGAGUGGUUAUGGGAAACCAAUCAAGAUUCGAUUACUAAAGAAGCAAAAAGGAGCUGAAGUUCCCAUGGAAAUUGAUCAACCAGUACCAUUGGCUACUAGGCCAUAUAAUGAAACACCAGUCAUGCAAAACAGGAAAGCCAAUGGAUUUUCUGCAACAUAUGGCACAGAAAACAGAACCCUAAGCGUACUUGAAACAAAAAAUGAUGCUCUGCAGGGGCUUGAUUUUGUUAGAACACAGCCUGCUUCAAGUUUUGCUAGGGUGAUUCCACCUGCGACUAAUUUGAAACAACAAAUACCCAGUUCACAAAUGAACAAUAAUGAGUUACCUUUGCUUAAUGCAAGCAGACAGCUGCCUGUUUCUGGUUAUGGAAGAACUGUUGUUCCGGUUAGUGGGGUUGAUAUUGAUCUUCCUGGGCCAUCUUCAGUUGUGCCUCCUGUUCCAUCUGCAUCGAGAUUGGUCAAUAUGCAAAGGGUCUGUUUAGAUUCAAAUAUGAGCAGAGCCCUAGACACCGGAAAACGACCAAUUAAUGAAUUUACAGCUCCUGCUAACGAUGGUCUGACAAGAUUGGAGAAACAAAAAGACCCAGUUAUUGAGGCCCCACCUCUCUCGCGACAUGAGAAGAAGGUACAAAAGAAGCACAUCAAGUAUGAAAAGCUUAUUGGCAGCUGGGUCCCCCCACUUCUUGAAGCUCUACAGAAACCUGAUGAUGAUGAAGAUUGGCUCUCGAGAAGGGUUCAAACGGUGAAAUCAUCUGCCAGGGAUAUUGUCAAGCCAUCUCAAGAGUUGCCAGUGUCGUCAUUGUGGCAGCCUUGUGCUCGGUUCUUGGUGGAUGCUGAUAUACAUGCGUUGCCGUUUACAGUUCCUUUCUAAUUCAACCGAAAGAUGUGUAUAGUUUUUUGAUAGGUAGGGAAGAGACAAAAUUUAGAGUAGAGUAUUUUUGUUAUUUGUUAAAGAGGAAAGACACCAACGGGUUCCCUCUUUUAUAUACAAAAAAAGUUCAAAAAGAGCUGUAUUUUUCUGCUAUACUUUUGGAUGGUAAAAUGUUUGAAGUUUUUGGCUUCACUCUCAGCUUUUGUACAGAUUCUGACUUUUUAUUUCUUGGGUUCUAAUGUGCAUAUUAUUAUGAAUCAUGAA
This is a messenger RNA of Erigeron canadensis, 1776 nucleotides long. RefSeq lists its product as uncharacterized. The transcript has 3 exons. The coding region runs from base 223 to 1512 and encodes 429 amino acids. The record is from RefSeq and is a predicted model, not a curated record. NCBI's taxonomy places the organism in Eukaryota, Viridiplantae, Streptophyta, Magnoliopsida, Asterales, Asteraceae.